UGUCCGAACUGCAGCAAUGCGCUCACGAUUUCUCGAGGAGAGGCGGCCGGUGGACUGAAUCGCUUCGAAUGCCGUGCAUGCCCAUACCAAUACGCGAUUGACAUUUCGUGGUUUGAACAACGAACGUUGAAGCAAAAGGAGGUCGAGCCGGUCUUUGGCGGGAAGAAGAGCCAUGAAAAUGUAGACAGCAUGGAAGGUGGGUUUUUGCUAUACACUCUAGUCAUCGAGGACUCGGAAUAUGCUGACACUCGACAAAACAGCGCAAUGUCCGUCGGAAACGUGCAACGGCGAUCGGGCGUAUUUCUUUCAGCUUCAAAUUCGCAGUGCGGACGAGCCGAUGACUACAUUCUUGGAGUGUACGACGUGCAAGAAGACCUGGCGAGACUGAGGGCUCUGGGUGGUGUUAGUUGA
This is a messenger RNA of Talaromyces rugulosus, 411 nucleotides long. RefSeq lists its product as uncharacterized. Lineage: Eukaryota; Fungi; Ascomycota; Eurotiomycetes; Eurotiales; Trichocomaceae. The annotation marks the transcript as partial. The transcript has 3 exons. The record is from RefSeq and is a predicted model, not a curated record.